Labrus bergylta (ballan wrasse) is the source of this 1503-nucleotide messenger RNA. It is a transcript of the gene capslb, whose product is annotated as calcyphosine-like b. The record is from RefSeq and is a predicted model, not a curated record. NCBI's taxonomy places the organism in Eukaryota, Metazoa, Chordata, Actinopteri, Labriformes, Labridae. Gene Ontology annotation, molecular function: calcium ion binding.
UACUGUUAGUAAAGGUCGGAUUAGAGAAGUCCUCCUCCACUGAGACGAAGAUAUCCACUUUUAAUCUACAAUCUUUUUCAAAACUGGUGCCUACAUUACCCAGAAUGCUCCUCUUCAGAAUAUUGGUUAUUUUCUUCUGAAGUUGACAUGAACGGCUCCUCACUUUGUAUUUAUCUGACAGCUGGAGAUUUUUAAUACGUUCUUUCAUGCUGUGUUGGUGUGUUCUCAGGACCUUUAAAAUAAUGGAUGAUGAUAAAAAUCGCUCUCUGGACUUGAAGGAGUUUCUGAAAGGUUUGAACGAUUAUGGGAUCCUGAUCGAGAAACAGGAAGCAGCGGAUAUCUUUCAGCGCUUCGAUCACGACGGGAACGGGACCAUCGACUUUGACGAGUUCCUCAUCACCCUGAGGCCGCAGAUGUCUAAAGCCAGGAAGGAGGUGGUCAUGCAGGCGUUUCGGAAGCUGGAUAAGACGGGAGACGGCGUGAUCACCAUCGAAGACCUGAGGGGGGUUUAUAACGCCAAGUACCACCCCAAGUAUCAGAACGGGGAGUGGACGGAGGAUCAGGUGUUCAGGAAGUUCUUGGACAGCUUCGACUCGCCGUGCGACAAAGACGGAAAGGUGACCAAAGAGGAGUUCAUCAACUAUUACUGCGGAGUCAGCGCCUCCAUCGACAACGACGUCUACUUCAUCCUCAUGAUGAGAAACGCCUGGAAGCUUUGAGUCUGAUUAGACCUGUCCUACUUGCCCAACCACUCCUACCUGUCCUACCUGUCCUACCUGUCCUACCUAUCCUACCUGUCCUACCUAUCCUACCUGUCCUACCUGUCCUACCUGUCCUACCUAUACUACCUGUCAUACCUGUCCUGUAAUAAUGAGUAUGAUUUUAUAAUCCACAUUGUUUUGCUUGAUGUCAGGCUUUUGUCUUUAUGUUGUAACUUUUUGUGCUUUUAGUUAAAAGUUUAACAUUUUUAAGAGAUUUUGAACAUUUGUGAUUUUAAUGUUAGAAAUAUUUUUAUUCUACAUGUCUCUGAAGGUAAACACAAGGGGGCAUUAUGACUUUAUAACAUGUUUUUAUUGAUAUGCAUAAAACCACAGACUGUUAAAGUAAAAAGAUUUGUACAUUGGUUAUAUUUUAGAAUAUGUUGUAACAAUAACUGAGAUUAGAGCCACAUUAAAAAGAUACUUUGUGAACAAAGUCGUAACGCUACAAGAAUAACUGUAAGAUAAAAGCUGAAUCACCUGAAUAGUUGCAAAAAAUUAAGAUGUACUAUUUUAGAAAAGCCUUUUAUAUUUAGGCUCUUUUCUCCAACUUGAUCUCCUAAUAUGACGACUUUAUUCUGAAAUACAACACCUUAUAAGGUCUUCAUCCCUAAACUCUCAGGUAAUGUGCCCUUUGCUCUGUGCUGUGCAGCAGGUACAAUCAGACUUUAAAGUUUCUGAUAUCUUAUAAAAGUUCAUUCUGACCAUUUCAGUCUGCGCAGAAAUAAAAAUCGAGGUGCAUGUU